Molecule: messenger RNA, 4229 nt
Organism: Bactrocera latifrons
Lineage: Eukaryota; Metazoa; Arthropoda; Insecta; Diptera; Tephritidae
Gene: Evi5
Product: ecotropic viral integration site 5 ortholog
Exons: 15
Coding region: 1232-3670 (812 amino acids)
Source: RefSeq, a predicted model, not a curated record
GAGCAGACCAGACCGUCUCGCUUGUAAAGAAACGCGUAUCGGAGUUUGUGAAGAUUUUGUUACUAUUUAAUUCUUACAGUUAUUUACUAAAAAUAAAAAGUAUGUGUUUAAGAAUUUUCAAAGUGUAACACAUUAAGAAAAUUGGCGAAAUUGAGCGAAUGUGUGUAGUGCGCGAGUGCAAGUGUACGCAGAAAAUACAUACAGCAAAUUGAUUGAAGUUUACGGUGCAUCAACGAAUUGUGCUGAAGUGUUGUUUGUGUAGCAGGAAAAAAUUGGUUUCCCAAUCAAAUUAUAAGCAUUCCAAAGUAAUUUUUAUAUAAAAAAUGUUUAUAUUUUGCAUAUUGCUUGCUAUAUGUAUGUAAUUCUCAUCAAUUGGGAGCGGUGCAAGUGAAUAGAGAAAAACAAACAAAAAAAUCCAUGAAAAAAGGGAAGGGUAAUACAAACCAAUCAAGAAGCAGCAUCAGCAUUGUCGAAAAAAGCUAAAGUUGCUAGUUUAUCUGUGAAAUAUCUUGUUGGAGAAAAAUUACUUAUUACAUACUUAUAACAGGUAGGCAGUGGUGUUGUUGGUAAAUCAGUGAAUAAGUUUCUGCAGCACCUGUUAUAAACGACCGACGUGUACGGCAGCUUUAGAAAAGGUUCUUCCUUCAUUCAAUCAAUGAAAUCGUCAUCUGGCAUAACUUUAACUGCUUAAUGUCCCAAAUGGCAUUAUGUCAUGUCAGUGAAUAUAUAAUUCGUCAUUGUUAAGACUUGCAUAAAGGAAAAUUCAGCAAAACGGCGGUGAACGUACAACUACAGCAGCUGCUCACUUGGGUGUACUUGUUGUGGCACAACCUGAGCCCAGCAAGUCGUAUCAAAGGCCUAGAACGGCAACGACAGCUGCAACUCGAUUGUACGAACACCACUUCCAAAGCCACGGCUGCUUUAGCAAAAACUUCGUUAUUGUCAUCAUCAUCAGGAAACAUAACAACAGCGUCUUUAAUCGGUGAAUACGCUAAUCAUCAUUAUAAUCCGGUAAAGGGUAAAGAAGCCAUUAGCCAAACUUAAGUGGUUGUCACGACAAACGCUUACACUUACAUCCCUACAUACACAUUCACUUUCGCCACCCGCGGACGCAGUCGCUGAAACGGGGCAGAAUUUGUGUCAAUAAUAAGCUUCCGCAUAUUUGCCUCUUCACCUUUUCGCUUUUCACCGACAACGCUUUCAAACGGUAAGUGACAGAGUGGCGGCGGCAAUGACCCUAACCACUGCUACACAACCGGAGAGUAGCAAAAAAAUGGAUGCCAAGUGUGCGGCUGAGGAGAAUUUGCCAUCAUCAGAAAUGGAUCUAUUGGCCAAAUUGGAGGCCGCUAACAAGCUCAUUGAGAGCGACGCGAAAAGUUUGAAUUCGUUGCAUUCGACGCAUAGCCGUAAGAAUUCCGACACCAGUCAAAUCAGUUUGAAUUCAAGUAAGUCUGGCAACUCGAAUGCCGAAGAAGACAUUUGGACGCAAUGGGCGACCAUAUUGAGCGAUUGGGAGGGUGCGCUGAAGCGUAAAAAUCCAUGUGUACGCGAUCUGGUGCGUCGCGGCAUACCGCAUCACUUCCGAGCUAUUGUGUGGCAACAACUAUGUGGUGCCUCUGAUACGGACAAAAAACAGUAUGCUGACUACAUUAAGGCUACCUCGGCCUGUGAGAAAGUUAUUCGGCGUGAUAUUGCACGCACUUAUCCAGAGGUCGAUUUUUUCAAAGAGAAGGAUGGUCCUGGUCAAGAGGCGCUCUUCAAUGUGAUUAAAGCAUAUUCGUUGCACGAUCGUGAAGUGGGCUACUGUCAGGGCUCCGGUUUCAUUGUGGGUUUGCUGUUGAUGCAGAUGCCCGAGGAGGAAGCUUUCGCUGUGCUUGUACAAAUCAUGCAACAACACCGCAUGCGCGACAUGUUCAAACCAUCCAUGUCGGAGUUGGGUUUAUGCAUGUAUCAACUUGAGAGUUUGGUGCAAGAGCAGAUACCCGAGAUGCACAUACACUUUCAACAGCAGGGUUUCCAAACAACCAUGUACGCUUCCAGCUGGUUCCUUACACUUUACACCACUACACUCAAUCUAAAUCUAAGUUGCCGCAUAAUGGAUGUAUUCCUUAGCGAAGGCAUGGAGUUUAUAUUCAAAGUGGCGCUAGCGUUACUUCUGCUGGGCAAGGAGACGCUAUUGUGCUUGGACAUGGAGGCGAUGUUGAAGUUCUUCCAAAAGGAGCUGCCCGGUCGCGUCGAAGCCGAUCCUGAAGCAUUUUUCAAUUUAGCUUACUCCAUUAAAAUCAACACGAAACGCAUGAAGAAAAUGGAAAAGGAGUAUCAAGACUUGAAGAAGAAGGAGCAAGAGGAAAUGGUAGAAUUGCGUCGUUUACGGCGUGAGAAUCGUUUGUUGAAACAGCGCAACGAUUUAUUAGAGGCUGAAAGUGCCGAAUUAGCCGAUCGUCUGGUGCGCGGGCAGGUUUCACGCGCCGAAGAGGAGGAAACUAGUUAUGCAAUACAAACAGAACUGAUGCAGCUGCGUCGCUCAUAUCUCGAAGUGUCACAUCAGUUGGAAAAUGCCAACGAGGAAGUGCGUGGCUUAAGUUUACGUUUACAGGAAAAUAAUGUAUCCAUCGAUAGUGUAAGUAAUGCGCAGCCGCCGGUGAAGGAAAUAAAGAACAAUUCACGUCAAUCAUCCAUCGACGAGUUGUGCAUGAAGGAAGAGGCGCUUAAACAACGCGAUGAGAUGGUAUCAUGCCUGCUCGAAGAGUUAGUCAAAGUGCGUCAAAGUUUGGCCGAGAGUGAAGAUCAAAUACGCAAUCUCAAGUCGAAAAUCGAGGAACUCGAAGAGGACAAAAAGACACUACGUGAAACUACGCCCGACAAUUCGGUUGCACAUUUGCAAGACGAACUGAUUGCCAGUAAAUUGCGUGAAGCCGAAGCUAGUCUCUCACUGAAGGAUCUCAAACAACGCGUGCAAGAGCUGAGCACACAGUGGCAACGCCAAUUGCAGGAAAACCGCAACGAUCACAGCCAACAGCCUGUUGAUUCGACACCAAAGAAAUUGCUUACGAAUUUCUUCGAUACUUCCAAAUCGAAUGAGCAUACGCAACGCUUGGAGGAGGAGUUGAUGACAACACGCAUACGUGAAAUGGAAACGCUCACAGAGCUGAAGGAGUUGCGCUUGAAGGUUAUGGAACUCGAAACACAAGUGCAAGUAUCAACAAAUCAACUGCGUCGUCAGGAUGAGGAGAAUAAGAAAUUGCGCGAACAACUUGAACAGGCUGUAAGUCGCGAGAAAGAAAUGGCCAACAAAGCGCGUGAGCAACAACACAGAUAUUCCGAUUUGGAGUCUCGCAUGAAGGAUGAGUUGAUGAAUGUUAAGAUUAAAUUUACUGAACAAAGUCAAACUGUUGCUGAACUGAAGCAAGAAAUAUCGCGGUUGGAAACAAAGAAUUCGGAAAUCUUAGCUGAAGGCGAGCUGCGCUCCAAUUUGGAUGAAUCAGACAAGGUGCGUGAUCUGCAGGAUCGUUUGGCUGAUCUCAAAGCAGAGUUAACCGCCAUUCGAAGUCGUGGCAAAUAUCCAAUUAAUAAACUGCGCAGCUCGUCGAUACAGUCGAUCGAAUCCAACGAGAUCGACUUCAACGAAUUGAAUAUGCGACGUGAGAGCGCCGAAUUGUCAACCACAUAAUACAUAAUGCGGCUGCGGCGAGAGGAGUUAGCACACAAAUUGCGAGACACCAUUGCACGGUUGUCCCGUUGAUAUUCUAAUUUUUCAUGUGGAUAUUAUGUAGACAGUUAUUGCGAGCAUAUUUAUAAGGAAUAAGAAAACAACACACACACAUACUGCUAUUAUAUUACGCAAGUAGAAAAUUCCAAAUUAACUUAAAUUAAAAUAAAUUAUUUUAUUUAAUUGCUUAUUAUGCCUUUAGAUGUAAGUAAGUUUAUGCAUGUGUAUAUUAUGCUCUUGCGGCGAUUAUGUUGAAACCCAUAUUAUUAUUAAUUAAUUAUCAAUUAUUAAUUCUAAAUAAUUUGCAUGCCAACAUUCAUAUAGUCUAGUAUGUAAUAUGUAUUAAUAAUUUAUUAGCAAUUUGUUAUAGCGUCUAUACCAAUUGAUGACUAUUAUAUAAUUAUUAACUAUUAAUAUAUUUAAUUGUUGUAAUUUAAAGAGCAAAAUAUAUAAAUAAGUGUAUUUGUCUGCAAUACGCUAGUGCUGAAGACUAAACGUUUUAACUGCGCGCUUAAAAGUA